AUGGAAAAAUAUCGAAUACUUGGGAAAAAAGGAGAAGGAACAUUUUCUGAAGUAUUAAAAUGUCAAAAUGUGCGCGAUGGAACAUUUUGGGCGUGUAAAAAAAUGAAACAAUUGUAUAAAAGUAUGGAAGAAAUUCAGCAAGUUCGAGAAAUUCGAGUAUUAAAACAGCUCAAUGGACAUCCGAAUAUCAUUUUUUUACGUGAAAUUAUAUUUGACAAAAGAUCUGGAUGUUUAUGCCUUAUUUUUGAACUAAUGACUAUGAAUCUUUACGAAUAUAUUAGAGGACGUCAGAGAUCACUAUCCAAUGAAACGGUGUGUAAAUUUAUGUACCAACUUCUAAAAGCUCUUGAAUAUAUGCACAAACAUGGAUUUUUUCAUCGUGAUGUUAAACCAGAAAAUAUUUUAAUUAAAGAAGAAACACUGAAAUUAGCAGAUUUUGGUUCUUGUCGGCAAAUUGGAUCAAAGCAACCAUUCACAGAGUACAUCUCGACAAGAUGGUAUAGAGCGCCUGAAUGUCUAUUAACAGAUGGAUAUUAUCAAAAUCCAAUGGAUAUUUGGAGUUGUGGAUGUGUAAUGUUUGAAAUUAUAACGUUGAGACCACUCUUUCCGGGUUCUAACGAGAUAGAUCAAAUAAAUAAAAUUCAUGAAGUACUCGGUACACCAUCACAUCCUGUUUUGGAAAAGUUUCAACAUCGAAAUACAGCAGUUGAUUUUAAUUUUCCCUGGCGUCGUGGUCUGGGUAUUGCUCGACAUCUAACCCAUUGUUCUUCCGAUACAAUAGAUUUAAUUAAUCAAUUAUGCACAUAUGAUCCUGAUAAUAGAAUAUCGGCUACAUAUGCACUACGCAAUUCUUAUUUCGAUUCAAUCAGAGGUCUAGAAGAACGAGAACAAAAUGGAAAGAAUCAUCCAUGGGAACGAAAUAUUCGUGUAACAAAAACAAGCGAAGAUCAUUAUGCAAGGUCUGAUUCCAGUAGUAGUCGAGCGUCUAGUAUUGAAGAAAAUAUUUCUCCACGUUCACAUGUACCCGAAGUAACAACGCAACUACUUAAGCCAGAUUUUUCAAAAUUAAUUCACCCACCAACCAAAGCUCAAUCAUUAAUUGAAACACAUGCACAACAAUCAAGCAUUAAAAAAUCUCCUAUACAUCAUCAAUUCAACGAUAAACAUUCUAAACAUAAACUAACAUACCAUAAUCACAGUCAUCAUCACAAUCAUAGUAAAUACACAAAUGGAAAUUCCUUAUCUCCAACGAACUAUUCUCUAACAAAAAACGGACCAUUACCAUUUUUACCUCGUAUAUCGGGUGCAUCAGCAUUUUCAAAUUAUUCAACAAAUACUGGAAAUUCAUCAUCUGUCGUAUCUAAGACAAAUUAUCGUGGAAAAAAUGUUGUAGGUUACUUUCCAAUUAUGUCCUAUCGUUAUAAAAAGUGA
This is a messenger RNA of Didymodactylos carnosus, 1431 nucleotides long. The record is from the annotation of a GenBank genome assembly. Lineage: Eukaryota; Metazoa; Rotifera; Eurotatoria; Philodinida; Philodinidae.